AUGGCGUGGAAAGGUCCCCAAUGGUUAUUAUCCCCGGCAUUAUGGUUUGACGUCUAUUGGCCGGCCUCGCGCAAGUACUGGUUCUCGCUGCUCUUCAUCGGUGCGGUAUCUGCCAAAUUGCUUCAUAUCUAUUCCCAUCUCAACUCCCUGGCCCUCGGUCGCUUUCUGCUCUGGGGCCCGACUUUCUUUGUUCAAGAUAUCGCCUGUAUUGUGAUUGCGCAGAUCCUCUGCCAGAAGCUUCAUCGAAAAUGGCUUCGCGUGGUGGCAGCUCUACUGAUAAUCCCCACCAGUUUAAUGAUCUCAGCCCUCGCAGCGGCCAAUAUCUCUUUUUACAUUCAAACCGGCGCGGAAAUCCACUGGCGACAAGCACACUAUUUCCAUCGCGAUGCAGCCUCGAUUAAGACCCUAUUGACCGGAUUGACUGGAAUCGUCAUUGUGGAGGUUCUUUUUGGGGCGGCAAUGUGGCUAGUGACGCCUUAUUUAUACAACGGAGUGCGCGCAAUAGUUCGAUGUUUGAAGUUCGCCAUAGAACCUAUGUUUCGCUGCUGGAAGUCCAAAUCCACUUCUUUGCUGCCAACCUAUGAUGCUGUCGCAGACAAAGAUUGGGAGGAGGAGAAUGAUGAAUCAGAUGCGAUGCUCGGAUUGCAAGAUCCAGUGGAACAGCUCAAGCAGCCAUCGGAUAAAACCCAGCCUUCACUGUUGCUUCGUAUCAUUGCAACUUGCUCGGUGGUCUUGCUCCUCAUACUGCGUGUCAUUCGGCCAUCAGAUACCGCGUAUUCAUUCCUUUCACAAACUGUCAUCAUCACCCCCUUCGAAAAGCCUCCGCAGAAGACCAUUUAUUCGUCGGUUGAUCUUCCACCUGGCCUCCCUGGUGAUUUUAGCUGGCUGUACAACCACACUGCUCUCACCAUGCCCCUGAGCUUUGAUUGGCUCCCAGAAAAAAAGCUGCCAGGGUUCAGAGACUGGUAUGAAGAAGGCAAAGAAAAUCAAUCUUUGCAUUACCAUCCUAAUCAUGAUCCUCUUAAAAUCUCCAACCUUGAUCGAGAGCUGUUGGGACCUUUGCGCGAUGCGCUCAAAGGUGGAAAUGUCAAAAUUAAGCAUGUCUUCUUACUGAAGCUGGAAAGUACUCGGUUUGAUGUCUUCCCUCUCCGAAAGGAAUCUCAUCUUGGCGAGCUAAUCCAGGAGUCAUAUGACGGUAAUAUCCCGGAGGAGGUUGAAGAGCGCCUUGCUAACUUGACUCGAAAUGCGGAGAUAUUGACUGGAACCCCAGCGGGCUGGCCGCAUAGCGAUACCUCAUGGAAGCCCCGUGGAGGUCUGUACGCGACAGAUGCCUAUACCGGAGACACCUUUACUUUGAAGAGUAUUUUGGCUAGUGUCUGUGGCAUCGCGCCUCUGGUGGUGGACUUUAACCGCGAAUAUCUGCACCACAUUUACGAACCAUGCAUGCCGCAGAUCUUCAAUGCCCUCAACUCGCUAUCUAACACCUCCUCUGAAGCAAAGACCAACGACUACACUACAUGGCCAUGGCAUUCGACCUUUAUGCAGAGUAUUACCGACAAUUAUGACAACCAAGAUCUUCUGUUACCAGCUUUGGGAUUCGAUGAUAAGGUGACAGAUCUCAAGAUUACGGAGGCCUGGAAAAAGAACCCAAAGCAGGCCCCAGAGAAAUUCAACUUUUGGGGCUAUCCUGAACACGAGCUGCGUUCAUACUUCCGAGACGCUCUACAACACGCUGAAAAGCAUCAUGAGCGCAUUUUCCUCACUCAUCUCACGGGCCAGACCCACCAUCCGUGGGAUAUGCCCAAAGGUGACGAAUAUGAGGAACUCAUUUCCCAUAACAUAUUUAAGAACAAGAACAUCAACCGGUAUUUGAACACAAUUGGCGUCGCAGAUCGAUGGCUUGGGGAGGUCAUGGAGGUCCUUGAAGAGACUGGGGUUGCCGAUGAAACACUCGUCGUAAUGGUCGGUGAUCACGGCAUCUCUCUCAUCGAGGAUGGCGGAGUGACUCCAUAUGAUAACCCCCAUAUCUCAAACUUUCAUGUCCCGCUGGUCUUUUCCCAUCCACAUUUACCUCCGAUCAACAUAGACGGUCGUGUCACAUCGAUGCAAAUUCUGCCUACGAUUCUUGACCUUCUCGUGGAGUCCGGCUCCCUGGAUCAGCAGGCGACCACCGCCAUCAAGGACCUUCUUCCUCUCUACGAGGGGCAAUCAAUGAUUCGCGAUCUCGUCCCCGAGAAAGAUGGCAAACUCGACUGGCAGUAUACAGUCAUGAACACCGGAGCCACCUGGCUUGCUCUGCGCUCGGCACCUAAGCCAUACCGUCUGAUUGUUCCCCUCGUGCCUGAUGUCGAGUGGAGAUUUUCAAACGUGGAUAUCGAUCCGCUUGAGCUUCAUACCCUUCAGUCAUUCAGCUUGCCUCCUCUCCUGGAGGCGGUGGGCAACGAACACGGCGAAGAAGCCGUGAACUGGAUUAUUGAGGCUGCCCACGUCACCAAAUGGUGGGUUACAGAAAAUUGGCGUCGUUAUGAAUUCGAGCCGGAAGUAUGA
Messenger RNA from Penicillium macrosclerotiorum, 2547 nucleotides. RefSeq lists its product as uncharacterized. NCBI's taxonomy places the organism in Eukaryota, Fungi, Ascomycota, Eurotiomycetes, Eurotiales, Aspergillaceae. The transcript is spliced from 3 exons. The record is from RefSeq and is a predicted model, not a curated record. Bases 1 to 2547 code for a protein of 848 amino acids.